AUGGCGGCGCUUACAACGCCGCCGGCAUCCCGGCACGCGGUGAGUACGGCGCCGUUUCACGAGACGCGCGAAGCAGAGCUGGUUGGGGAAGAGUCUGCACCGCCUGGUUCGCCGGUUUCCUCUGGCGGUGGAGACCUUGCCGACGACUUCGAGCCUUCACGGUCGCUUGCAGAAACUCGACAGUCCGCGUUAACGCGGCCGACGAUACACACGGUUCACGUGCCGGCGCCGCGGGGCAUCCUCAGUGCCUCGGUUUGGAUGGAGCUGUACCGAACCGUGCUCCUCCUGUGCACAAAACCAGGGCCUUGUGCAGUGAAACGGGCGCUCUACGAGCAAGUCGAGCGUGAGAUGGGGGCGUUCUGUACGAGUAAGAUUCUUCCAGACAUGGAAAGGCGAAUACCGACUCGCGAAGGUGCCAACCGAGCAAUGUCGGCGAUGUUGUCUUACGCACCGAGCGGCUGCUCGCCAAUGCGUGAACUGGAAGAGGCACGCAGCGGGCGUUCAGCAUUGCGAGCUGGCAGAGCUCGCACCAGUAUGGAUACUCAGAGCUCACACUUCAGUCAUUCGAAAAGCACCGUGGGUGACUCGGACCGUGACCAGUUUCCGGUGAGUCACCAGUCCAUGGAAGAGGGGAGUCUACAAGGAAUCGAGCUCAUGGAUAUGGCUUCCGACGACGUGUCUGAUACCUCCGAGGAAAACAACGGUGCGGGCGCGAGCAUCACAUCCAUUGAAGAACUGCUGCAUGCGUUCUGUGCAUGGUGGAUGGCAUACCAGCAUCUUGUGCAGUUUGUGUGCAAGAUAUUCAGUUAUCUAGACCGUUGCUAUACGGACAAGGAGAACGGACCACCUCCUCUGGAACACUUGGGUCGAAUUUUGUUCCGCACCAAGGUUUUGGACAAGAUGCGCGACGUACUCCGAACCGCGAUCCUGACACUUAUUGCCCGAGACCGCAGUGGAGAAGUCGUGGAUCGGGCGCUCAUCCACUCGGCUGUGGUUGUCUUCACGGCAACGGACUGGGUCUCCUAUUAUACGGACGAAAUAGAAACCCCUUAUCUGGCAGCGUUUCAGACCCAUUACGCGGAGGCGUCAGAACGCUGGCUGCGAGAUUGCUCCUUCCCCGAGUACAUGCGAGAGGCAGAAGCAGCCUUGCGCCAAGAAAUCGCUAUCGCGCAGGCAGUGCUGCACCCGUCAUCAAUGGAUCGCGUCAAGGAUGCCAUCGAGAACGUGAUUUUGCUAGCACACGAGGAGAAGCUGCUUGCUGCGGAGACCUCUGGAUUUGUCGCACUCUUAUCUCAACGGCAGUUUGAUGACCUCAAAAGGGUGUACUGGCUCUACAGUGGCAAGUGGAUACAUGAGCUUUGCGGGCAACCGAUGGACGGCAACGGCGGGCUUGCUCGAUCAAACGCGAGUGGUCGCCUCGUUCCUGAGUCCCAGGCGCACCAAGAGCGUGCGCUGCGACCCAUCGCGCAACAGUUUGCGCGCUGCGCCGAAGCCGAAGGCGCGGCCUUGUUUGCGCAUUAUGACGCAAUCACCACUGAAAUGAAUCCAAACGGCGAUAGUGUUGGCUAUGAAGACUCGGACCGCUCGGUCGCACGAAAGCGACACGCAGACGGUAGCGAGAAGCAGGAAACAGGGCCCAUGUCAAGCGCGCUCUCUUGUGUCCUGUCACCAAAGUUUGAUGCACCUUAUGCUAGCUGCGGCCCUGAGGCAGAGAUCUCACCAACGGAACAGGCCGGUAUGUGGCUGGUCCGCGAGCUUGUUAACCUGCAUGAAACAUAUCAACUUGUUCUGCGAACGUGCUUUGAAAAUCACGAGGUUUUCUCCCAGCACUUUCGAAUGGCGUUUGAGUCUAUUUUGAAUAAUCCACGGGAUAUGAGCAUGAUACCAAAGCUGCUUGCAUCCUACGUGGACCGAGUUCUCCAGCGCAUCUACAUGAUCGAACCACCAGGAGCGGACUUGAGUGGACACCUCCGAGUUAUCGUACAACUGCUGGAGUACGUUUACGAUAAGGAUGUAUUUGCCGAUUUGUAUCAAUUCCUCUUGUGCAGACGGUUGAUCUUCGAUCUGAGCAUUGCGCGCGACUUGGAGAUCACCUUCGUCGAGGAGCUCAAGGCGGUCAUUGGACCCCUGUUCACGGCACGCGUUGAAGGAAUGCUGCGUGAUAUGCGCACAUCGCUGAGGUUCCAGGAGCGCUUCAACCAAUGGAACGCUAUCCUAGACAAUAGGGAACGGCAGCGUUCAACCGGUGCGGUCACCUUGGAGCACGCGACCCCGUCGCAUACGCCCGUCUUCCAAGCGAUUCUUACGACCACGAGCAUCUGGCCGUCCUUUCCCAGCGACGAUGAUCUCCGUUUGCCGCCGGCGCUGGCAUCCUGCCUCACAGAAUACGAAUGUUUCUACGCACAUCAGACGCAGUAUCGCCAAUUACGUUGGAUUCACGUACUCAGCAAAGGGCUCGUGGAGUGCACACGAGCUGCGUUCCCGUAUAUGACGCGGUAUGACCAGGUGGAACUUGAACUGAAUACGUACCAGUUAUGCAUGUUGCUACUAUUUGAGGAUCGCAAUGAGAUGACCUUCGAGCAGAUCUGUGACGCGCUGAAUAUCCAAGCCCCGGAAAUUCUGGACUUGUUUAAGCGUUGCGUACUCUCACUCUGCAACAAGAAGCAUUGCCUAUUCAUCAAGUCGCCGGCGGGCGCGGAGCUACGCCCCACCGAUACGCUCCAGUUGAACCGGUAUUUCGACCCGCAGCAACGGCGUCUUUCGUUUGCCUAUCUUGCGGACGGGUUCAAGCGAGAGGAGUGCCAGGCAACACGCCAGAACGGGCACGAUGAUCAGGUACCGCUGCUCGAGGCUACCAUUGUGCGCAUCAUGAAGAUGCAUCGCCAGUUUGCGCACCAGAAGCUUGUGGCGGGCGUCCAGAAUGCGCUGAGUACCCGCUUUACCCCGGAUGUCCAUUCUAUCAAGGAACGGAUUGAAAGCUUGAUUGCACGCGAGUAUCUGGAGCGCGACCCCCAGGACCCAAGCUUGUAUCACUACCUGGCCUGA
Cyanidioschyzon merolae strain 10D is the source of this 3045-nucleotide messenger RNA. Its product is annotated as cullin 1. NCBI's taxonomy places the organism in Eukaryota, Rhodophyta, Bangiophyceae, Cyanidiales, Cyanidiaceae. The coding region runs from base 1 to 3045 and encodes 1014 amino acids. The record is from RefSeq and is a predicted model, not a curated record. Gene Ontology annotation, biological process: ubiquitin-dependent protein catabolic process; protein ubiquitination. Gene Ontology annotation, cellular component: cullin-RING ubiquitin ligase complex. The transcript has a single exon. Gene Ontology annotation, molecular function: ubiquitin protein ligase binding.